Spirometra erinaceieuropaei is the source of this 3583-nucleotide messenger RNA. The record is from the annotation of a GenBank genome assembly. NCBI's taxonomy places the organism in Eukaryota, Metazoa, Platyhelminthes, Cestoda, Diphyllobothriidea, Diphyllobothriidae.
AUGCAUCGUUAUCAACACAAUGUAAGACCGUGCCAAAACAAACUCGUGGAAUUUCAAGUAAACAAACGUAAUGACGGAAUUUAUAAGGCAAAGGUGAAUAGAUAACGUGAUCAGUAUAUUCCUUAAACGUCCCUCGAUCUUUUAAUCCUUUUGUUUUCCUGCUUUCGUUUUUUUUAUCGCAAAGAGCUGGUAAUUGUAAUGUAUAUAUGAGUUUGCAUAUGUAUCAUAUGAUACAAAUUUGCACCAUAACUUAAGGUAUGAUAUGUUGCUUAAGUCACAUAUCUGGUAAUAAGAACAUGAAAUUACUUAUCUGGCCUUGCUUGGAUUUUCUGAUUACGGAAGCCACCAGAUGUAGACUUUCCUCGCAUAUGCCUGCGACACAACAAAUUGUCUAGAUAUAAGAAAACGCCAAUGUUCACCAAAAGUAGCUGCUUUUCUCCUUAACCUACCUUUGAAACGACUCUUUAGAGGAAUGCUGUUCGUGUCUUCUACUAACCUAAUGCUCAAAAAUAAUGGCAGUUCAAGGAUUCCUUAUCAGUUACUUAGGUUUCAGUCCUAAGGUUGUACACUUUGCGUCGCUACUGUGUGUGGUUGGCUUAAUCUGGCAUUAAAAGCAGGAAAACGGAAACAUUGGCUGAAUUGCGCGUUCGUAGCCCAGCCUUUCGAGGUUUCUACCGUGUCCUUUAUUGCUCAGUCCUGUGAUUUCAUUCUCGAGGCAAAAGUCAAAAUUACAGCUAGCUAGCUCCGAAGUAACUUAUACGGUUAUAUGUUCUGUCAAAUCCCUAGAGAUAUUGAGCUGAUGGGAAAGAGAUACCUAGUGGGACACUACAGAAGAAGAAAAUAUAUUUUAUUCUACAAUUAUGUAGAGAAUUAUUGAAGUGUCAGGAAAGUAGAAGAUCGGGGGUAUAAAGCAUACGCAACUUCAUUUGUAAGACGUAGUCAUCAAGAAGUAAAAGCAUGGCUUUUAGAAACGCGAGGCUAUGAUGUUCGGUCACUUUGAAUAACAGUUUGAAAGCUGGGUGUGUAAAAUAUAAUAUAUGUGGUCCUAAAAUUAAAAGCUAAGGGUCCAUUGAAGUGACCGGAAUGUGUAUCGAGCAGUGGGAACGCACCAUGGUGCCAUAAAAAUCGCGAUUCCUGCUACUGGGAGAAUAGCGUUUUCAGACUAUGCCAAUAUAAAAUCAGGGUAAACGGUAAGAUCAUAAACCAAUUCACAGAUUAUUUCUAAUACGACCCUAACGAAUAAGUGACCAGAAGGCGGUUCCUGGGUAUUAAGAAGUAAAAUAGAGUGAAAAGGUUGGGGAGUGGAUGACAAACGGGACGGCGCGCGGCAGGAAAGGAGCACAAACACCUUACGACAUGUCAGACGCCUGCUAGAACAUCGAAGAAAGUGCAGGAAAUGUUUAUCUUCUGUAAGAUGCAGGGGAGUGGAAGACGCUUGUUGCUUUGUCUGAUCUGCUUAAACAUUUAGAGUGAAAAAUCUACCCUAUGGACACAGAGUUUUUGCGCUAAGUUGAACUCUUUCCGAAUAAAAGCCUUUCUAAAGUAUGUUCCACGUGACUGUUGUUCAUACGCUUUAGAGUGACAUAUUGUGUGGAUUGAUAACGCGCUGUGUAAAUGCGGCUUAUACAGCUCGUGAGUUUACAAGAAAUCUCCGCAACUUGAAAGGAUGUUCGCCAACUUGUUUUAUGCGGUUGCGUUGAACAAUAUAUACAGGAGAGGGUAGUAUGUCAUGUUGGCAACAUUUUGCGUAUAGACGGGCUUUGCGCGGUGUCACCUGUGUCAGAGUGUGUGUCACUGAACUUGUCAACAUUCUGCAGAUGAUCGAUUUUCGAAUGAAGUAAAGUGUUAAAAAUGAAAAUUUCUCCAAACUCCAGUGUCAUGAGAAAAGUAUUAAAGCUACAUUCAUAGGGGAUUUUCUAGAACUGAAACAACAACUCGUAUGCUUAGGAUAAUAAAAAGAAACUAAUAUUUUUUUGACUCCGUUAGGACGACAACAGUCCUGUUAUAUAGUUAUUCUGCGGAAUCGGUACAUGGAGUUGAGUAGUUCCAUAAAGCAGCGCGUAGAUGCUUACCAAAUUCGAAAGCUGGGUUAUCUACUUGAAAUUAUUUACAAAAAUUUUCGAAUAGGUCCUGUAGUUAAAUCACAUCAUAUCGUAAUCAUUAAAAUUCCAUGCCUGAAUAUAAGUAUGUGGUAGAAUGACAUUACCAACAAAGACAACUGAGAGCGAAAUAGCCAGCUCUGGCGGAGCUCUAGAUUGAGCCCGAGUACGACUGCGUUUUGUGACGCGAUCGGUGGGCGCUCCUUUGCCAUAAAUAUGUGGUCUCAUGCAUAAACUGAAGCUUGAUUGAUUUGUCCUCGAAAAAUUUUUCUCACAGGAAAUUUAGACUGUGACAACAAAUCUGGUAAUACUGUUAAUUAGUGCUCCUUAUGUAAUUUGGUGUUAAAACGUUACUAUAUCGAAAAAGCGUUCACAUCAAGACUUAUUUCGGAUUUCAAAAGCUGGCGUGUUAAGUAGAUGACUGAACGUAGGCUGUCCAAAAAUUAUGCGCUUAGAGCGAAUCGAGUGUAUUUAAAUGUUCCUAGGACAUUGAAAAGACCAGAUAGAUAACCACCUGUUAAAUUCGUCCGUAGUUACAUUUUACUCUGCAGACUCUGAAGAUCAGAUAAAUUACUUCUGAAAAGAGAGUUUUGGGAGUGUGAAUAGUACAUAACCUCAGUGGUAUUGUCAUAAACGAAAUCCUCUUUUGUAAAGCUCCAGUCAGAAACAACUGUGUUGGACACACACAACAUUCCUAGACAAGUUCCACAUCAAAGGAUUAAAGCCGUACGUUGUUUGGCGGUUUAUACUAUAACAUUUCAUUAGAUUAAGUGUGAACAAGAGUGCAUUAACAAGAGGAACGACCAUAUCCUCCUUCAGCGGAUGACACUUCUCAAAAACGAGUACGGUGAGACAUACAAAAAUACGCACCACUCCAGUGGGUAAGUUGUUGCAAAAUUUGGCUAAAAUUGACCUUAAAGCCUGACCUAUGAAAAGAAGCGGCAGGAGUUGCUGAACAUUUGCAAAGACAACGCUACUGUCAUGAAAACGAUAACGGAUAUAAAGCCGUACGUGUGCAGGGCGAAACAAGAGGCGGAUUUUGACUUUCAUAAAACACUUUUGAAUAAAAUGUCGAGGUAUCCAGAAGACUGGUGGAAAUCCAUGCGUAAGCACAUUCUCUUAUAGAUUUUUCAAUUGUUUUUGUUUCACCUGGAAAAAUACUUUGAGGUUGCGAUAUAAAUGUAUGAGAAUACUCUUAGUAACUAUUUACCCAAUGUAACUUCCAGUGGGAUACGCGAAAUCCGUUGGCAGCAAGCGAGCUUAUUUUCUAUAAAGUGCGUGUACAAUGACUAAAGAGUGACACCUGGCAUUUUUAAAAGAGCAAAUCUCAUUUCACGGUGAAAGAUUUGAGGCCAGAAAUAUGUAUAUUCGUAAGUGUGCAUGAACUGGUACUUUGAGCAAAUUCUUAUGCACUCAGGUUUCAAAAAGCCAAAAUAAAUGGAUGUUUUCCUAACCUGUCUUCUCUUAACCCUCUUUUAGAUUAA